Camelina sativa (false flax) is the source of this 465-nucleotide messenger RNA. The record is from RefSeq and is a predicted model, not a curated record. Lineage: Eukaryota; Viridiplantae; Streptophyta; Magnoliopsida; Brassicales; Brassicaceae.
AUGGCUGCUCCUCAAAGUCCCUAUGAGCGUGCCUUUGGUGUUACAAACAUCAAGUCUCACAUCCCGCUCAUACUAGACCUCGACGACCACAACUACGACGCCUGGAGAGAGCUUUUCCUCACUCAUUGCCUAACGUUUGAUGUCCUUGGGCACAUCGACGGGACCCUACGUCCAACUAAUGCAAACGAUGCUGCUUGGUACAAGCGUGAUGGCUUGGUCAAACUCUGGAUCUACGGUACUCUAGCACCAGAUUUAUUUCGUUCUUCUUUCAAAACUGGUGGGACAUCUCGUGAUGUUUGGAUACGUGUUGAAAAUCAAUUUCGCAACAACAAGGAGGCCAGGGCAAUUCAGCUGGACAACGAGCUUCGCACCAUGGUCAUUGGCGAUCGUUCAAUUCAGGAGUAUUGUCAGAAAAUCAAAUCACUUAGACGAUCUACUCACCAAUGUCGAGGCUCCGGUCAAUGA